GGUGGUGGGAAGCAUUUAUAGGCCCCGGGAAGGCGCUAGACACCAACCGCUUCUUCAUUAUCUGCGUCGCCAACCUGGGGGGCUGCAGCGGCACCUCGGGGCCCUCUUCCUUCAAACCCCAGCAGCAGCAGCAGCAGCAGCAGCAGCAGCAGCAGCAGGAAGGCGGAGCAGCAGAAGAUGCGCCUCGCUACGGCCUCAGCUUCCCGUGGUUUACGGUGCAGGAUAUGGCGCGAGUGCAACGCAGGGUCAUAGACCACCUGCAGAUCCGGCAGCUGCAUGCAGCAGUGGGCAGCAGCUUGGGGGCCCUCCAAGUCCUCAGUUGGGGGGCCCUUUUUCCAGAAAGGGUUUUGCGGCUGGCGGUGGUUAGCGGGUCUCUUUACUCCAAACCCUUGGCCAUUGCCUUCAGAUACAUUCAGCGACAAAUCCUCACCCUAAUUUCGCCAACGGAGACUACUACAACAAGGCAUUUCCUUAUGUCGGCAUGA
Molecule: messenger RNA, 485 nt
Organism: Eimeria tenella
Lineage: Eukaryota; Apicomplexa; Conoidasida; Eucoccidiorida; Eimeriidae
Product: homoserine O-acetyltransferase, putative
Exons: 3
Biological process (GO): L-homoserine metabolic process
Molecular function (GO): homoserine O-acetyltransferase activity
Source: RefSeq, a predicted model, not a curated record